GGACAAUAGUGUUAGUACAAUUUCCGCUUGGGUCUUACAUUAAAACGCACCCUAGUGUACAUGAUAGGUUGAUGGGCAUUUCGAUGGGCAUUUCGAUGGGCAUUUCGAUGGGCAAUAAACACACUGGAUGUUCACAAACCUCUGAUCAAAAAGUUCCAACUACGGGGGACCCAAACACUCCCCUAAAAAUUAACCCCACGGGCAUCCGAUUGAACCCUCCUUGUAAAACAAAAGGGUGAAAGGCAUGUGUAAUUAAGCCUCUUAUUGGCUCCAUAGUUCCAACAAUGAAACUGACCUUCAUGUAGGCUUUAUCCCUACGUCUUCUCAGCCUAAUUAGGCAUUCGUAUAACCCUUGACCUGUACUUGGUUAAAAAUGGUCUUCAUAUAGUCACUGUUGACGAGUAUACGUGUCAAUGGCUCCCUUUUGGGUUAUAUUA
Yamadazyma tenuis ATCC 10573 is the source of this 437-nucleotide messenger RNA. The record is from RefSeq and is a predicted model, not a curated record. NCBI's taxonomy places the organism in Eukaryota, Fungi, Ascomycota, Pichiomycetes, Serinales, Debaryomycetaceae.